Molecule: messenger RNA, 693 nt
Organism: Xylaria bambusicola
Lineage: Eukaryota; Fungi; Ascomycota; Sordariomycetes; Xylariales; Xylariaceae
Product: class I glutamine amidotransferase-like protein
Exons: 4
Coding region: 1-693 (230 amino acids)
Source: RefSeq, a predicted model, not a curated record
AUGACGCAACCAUUGAACCUCACCAAACCUCAUCGCCCAAUCAAUGUGGGUGUUAUCCUCAUGCAAGGAGUAACCGAGGUGGCAGACGUCGUCCCAGUCGAAAUGCUGCACGGUGUCUCCCGCCACUUUGUUACUUCGUUUCUGGAUGAUAUGGGACCUCCGGGAUACAAGGACGGCGCGAUCGACUUCAACUUCCUGUGGGUCACAGAGAAAGGAGAAACAACCCCCGCCAAUCUAACCUCGGCUCUUCGGGUUCUCCCAACGCAUUCCUUCGAGACAUCCCCAACCCUCGAUAUCAUCAUCAUCGGCGCACAUACGUACGGGUACACGCCAAACGAGGCCGAGCUCGCCUUCGUGCGCAAGAGCUGGGAGACCUGCGCCGCCUUCAUCACCAUCUGCGGCGGCGUGGACGUGCCGCGAAUGGCCGGUAUCCUGAAGGGCAAGACCGUGACUGGCCCGCGGCCCUUCCUCGAGCCGUGGCGCCAGCAGUCGCCGGAGACGAACUGGGUCGACAAGCGCUGGGUGCAAGACGGCAAGCUGUGGACUAGCGGCGCUUUGUUCAAUGGCUUGGAUCUCAUGCACAAUUUUAUCAAGCAGACGUGGCCGUCUAACGUCCUUGCUGAUUACAUCGCUAAACUCGGCCAUUGGCCCGACCGUGAUGUCGACUAUAAAGAUGUCGAUUGGGAUUUUUGA